AUGGGUAUCCCUAUGUGGCGUGAGCCCUCCAAGACCGAUGCAUCCAAGUCUGCUUUGGAAAAGGACGCGUCUGCAGCUGCACGUUCCUCGAUUCGCCGGGGACUGUCCCGGCACAGUAGCUCCCGAGCCCGCCGUUCAGAUAUCCUGGCUUCUUUUCAUUCACAGAUCAUUGAUGAACUCCGACGCGGCGCCGUGGAACCCAGACGCGUACCGCGCUUCACUUUCAUACCGCCGAACGGAACUGCCGACAGUACGGUUACUCUGGAACAGGCCGAACGUGAAGCCCUCAACUGGGCUCAGUCACGCGCCGCCAGUGCACCCCGACAGACCGACCGACAGACAGAGCGACAGACAGAGACAGUCAACCGGCGAUUCAGAAAUUAUCGUGAUCAAGCCUUGACUGAUCUUCUCGGUCGCAUCGACGCCCAGCCCAGAAAUUCUCAUGCGAAUCCUUCAUUGACUCCCAACUUCGCUCCCGCGCUCUACCGCACCAGUGCUACUUCAACCCCCUCGGACAGUGGCGUUCGUCUCCCCCCUAUGCGUGACCGAUACAACAGUGAUAAUACUUCCAACACCUCAUUCCAACCAGAGACACUUGAUUACCGGUCCCAGAACACACAAGCCCGAACAAACCGAGACCCCGUUGUAGACGGGCUUGGGGAUCGCCAGCGCAGUCCCAGUCCAGACGGAGAGCGAGAAACCGAUGCGUGGGAGACUUUGCUCUCAACCAUUACACCUGAUGCGACUCUACCAUCGACUGAUACUUCUUUCGCCUCAACCUCUGCCGCUGGUCCGGAUAUUUCGCGCAAUGCUCGUCCUCGGAGCUCUAUCAUCCCGACACAGGUAUUGACGGCGGAAGCUGCCCGUGCUCAAUUCGGACUCGACCCCUUUCCUGACCACCUCAACCCUUGCGACUUCUCUUCCUCCGAUGACGAGGACCCUUCCUCUAGUUUCCAAGAAUUUAUGGGGCCGGCAGGCAUCACUAUUUCUUCUCGGCGCCAUCCCAAUCAACAUUCGACCAUGAGCAACCAUCCUCCCAUUUCUAUCCCUGCAAUCAUUCCCGCCAGCGUUCUUGCUCUCUCUGACGGGCGCCACCGAAAUGCACUCUCUGACCGCCACCAAAAUGAUGACCUUCACCAUAUGCAGGUUAUCCUGGAUCGACUUGCCCGCCGUGAAGAUAUUCCCGACGAUUGGUGGGCUGCAGCUGGCCUUGCGCGCACUCUCGAUCGUGGUCUUAAUGCGAGCAUGGACUCUACCGACACGGAUGGCGCUUCUCGAACCAACGACAAUUGA
Messenger RNA from Penicillium griseofulvum, 1293 nucleotides. RefSeq lists its product as uncharacterized. Lineage: Eukaryota; Fungi; Ascomycota; Eurotiomycetes; Eurotiales; Aspergillaceae. The coding region runs from base 1 to 1293 and encodes 430 amino acids. The transcript is spliced from 2 exons. The record is from RefSeq and is a predicted model, not a curated record.